AUGAAGUUCACCACCAUCUUGGCUGCAGUCGCCGGCCUCUUCGCCGCUUCCGCUGUCGCACACGAGCAAUGGGUCUACAAUGACCACCGCAGGCCUAUGCCUAUCGCGCAACGCGCAGUUGCCAAGACAAGUGCCUACGUCCAAACAGCAGAAGACAAGUCUCUUUGCGCCCGCUGGGACGGACCCCGGUGCCUCGACGACGAAGAAGGCCCCAACAUCUUCGACGAGGAAGAGCGGAAACGCCAGGAACUGCAAAGCCCGCGGGAGAAGAAAGAGGAGGCUCUUCAAGAGUUGAAGAAGAUACAGAAGAUCUGGGAUGGGUACCAUGCGGAGAUGCGGAAUCUCAAGAUGAUGGAGAAGAUUUAUCAGGGAUUCAAUGAGCAGUUAGAUAGGCUUGAGAAGAUGGCGAAGCUUAAAAUUGGCAAGGACGCAAAGGCUUCUGGGGAUGAGAAUGGCGGGCGAUGA
This is a messenger RNA of Alternaria ventricosa, 465 nucleotides long. RefSeq lists its product as uncharacterized. The coding region runs from base 1 to 465 and encodes 154 amino acids. The record is from RefSeq and is a predicted model, not a curated record. The transcript has 2 exons. NCBI's taxonomy places the organism in Eukaryota, Fungi, Ascomycota, Dothideomycetes, Pleosporales, Pleosporaceae.